UGCAUUCGAACAGUUUCGAUCGUAGCGUGCCGUGGUGGAGUCGUUGUGUUUCUGCAUUUCCUCCAGGAGUGCACAAUUGAAGCAUUUUAUUUCUUGUUGGCAUUCGUGCCUUGAAAACGAAAUCUAGCUCAGUUUAAGUGCCACCUUCGAUCGUUGAAGAAGCGAAACACGCUUUAUUGAAUUUUUUCCUCCUUUUUCUACCUUCCCCCGGGAGGAUUCAUCGAUACUCGAAUUGACUGGAAACGCGAGACGGAAAAACAACAUAGUGGUUUGAGGAUUAUGCUGACUUAACGGCGUGGCGACGCGACGCGACAAAUGAAAGGAGCAAACGAACGAGAGAGAGUAAACAUAAUCAGUGCAGGCUAAAUGCAUUUCCGAUAAACGCCUGGUCUAGUGUUGUUGUUGUGAAGUUUUUUAGGAGGGGGGUAAUGUGGUUUGUAAUCGAAGCAGGUCUUUGCUACUUUACUAGGUAGAAAGCACCCCGGGAUUGUGUGUGUAAAAAGUUGGAAACCACGUGGUAAAAGAAAUUUUCGAAGCUGGUGAGCCGCGUGUGGAUUCGCGUGUUGAACGAUAAAACUUGUUGAAGGUGCAUUUUCUUGGAUUCGUUCCGGAUUUGCAAAGAAAAAAAACCCUUUCAAUUGUUGCUGUUGGUGGAAAAAGCAACGAAAAACAAGAACAAAAUGGGAAGCACGGUGAAGCUAGACCACCAGAAUUCCUCCCGGAGGAUUUUGAGCAACCAGAGCAGCAACGAUUCGGUCGAGAUGCAGAAAAGAAGCUGUGGAUUGUCAGAGCGCAGCAUUGCGAUUCUGUUUACACUCGUGGCAUCCCUCGGUCACGUUUCAGUCGGCACAAUGGUGGCCUGGAGCUGCAACGCUUUCUCCAAACUGCACGACAUCGAGAUGGAAAAACGGCUCCAACUGCUAGAACUGGAAGAAACGGAAGAGCUUUCGGAACAUCAGCGUCGCUCCCUGACGGCAACACCGGCCCUGGCCGCGGCCAUCUGUGCCCUGGUUGUUUACAAAGUGUACCAUCGGGUGGGGACGAAAAUGUUCAUGCUAACCGCGGCCACUCUGAUGAUUGUGGCCAACUUCCUGCUGACUUUUGGGAAUUACUUUUGGCAGCUGAGUGUGGGUCGAGCGUUGGCGGGAGUGGCUGCCGGAAUAAUCACAACCCUGGUUCCACUGUACGUCGAUGAGUUCGGCUCCAAGCAGUACAAACCGCUGCUGGAUUCCAUUCUGUACGUUCAAUUCGGCCUCGGAAUCCUGGUUCAGCUAAUGUCAGACUUGAUUCCGUUCACCCAGCUAUCCAGUAUGGUGAGUUCCACCUUCCCGAUCUUUCUGUUUAUCGGAUUUUUGUUCCUGCCGGAGUCGGCACGCUACCUAGCGACCAGUCAGCAAAUUAACCAGGCCAGGGCUGUACUCAAGCGAACCCACAACUGUCACGAUGCGCUGACCAAUCAGCUGAUGGAGAAUAGCUUGAACCACUGGCAGCAGUCCAAGAACCAGGGCGGCGGCCCGAUCGGCCUGUGGGAGGGUCUCAAAAAGUUUCCGAACACCCGGAUCGUUCUUCCGACACUGAUGCUGAUUGUGUUCCAACAGUUGACCGAUGCCGUUCCGAUGAUGUUCUAUCUGAGUCGCAUUCUAUCCCUUGUCGAUGGUCAGUACACCCCGGAAUGGACCGCAAUUACGGUGGCCGCCAUCUUGGUCGGGAGCAUUCCGGUUUACCGAUUGCUGAACAUCAAAAUCGGUGACUACAAGGUACUGAUCUGGAGCUCACUCGUGAUGGCCGCCUCGAUGGCCACUCUCGGAUGGCAUUGCCACGUGCAAGCGCUUCGGAACCAUCCGGAAGCAAAUACCCACCUUCCGCUGGCGUGCUUCGGGGUGUUUAUGUUUAUGUACGGCAUCGGUUUCCAGCGAAUUCCCUGGCGUUGGUUGGACGCCGCCAUCGAGGACGACGCCAAUACGACGGUCCAUGUGCGCACGGUUGCCAAUGCCAUCAGCUGGGCGGCGCUCUAUUUGUCCGUGCGCCUGUUACCCUUCCUCAUUGCCUUCGUCGGAGUUGGGUGCCUGUUUUGGAACCUGACAGUGAUCUGCCUGUUCGCGGUGGCCUUCAUUCUGGUGAGUUUACCCAACAUGGAUCGCGCCAUGCUGCACAGUAAGCCACUGGGUGCGGAUGGCGGCAGUGGUGCCAGUUCUUCGUCGUCCUCGUGCGCGCUGGAAAGGGUGCCAGAUGUAGAGGAAACGGUUUAGAUGAAGUAGAAAUACUUUGAUGGGGAGCCUGCUUAAAUAACAUAGGAAAGACUGACUCUUGAAAGGAGAAACUUUGAGGCAAUAAAUAAGUGGAUUCAAUACGUAGCUGUAAGAAGUAGGAAUAUUGUUUUUAAAAGUGUUGUAAAAAAAACAAACUCAAUAUUAUGACAAUCAAUCCUAACAGUGCACAGUGGUCCAGAUCAAACAUUUAGCGAGACAAAAUUAAUAACACAAAAUCGGUGCGUUUUAGACAAAUCAUUUGUUCUACAAAGUUACUUUAUAUAAUAAGCGCUUUCUUUUUAAAAGAUGAGUUAUUAGGACGUGUCAAUACCGUGGAAAUUCGCGAUACUAAUUUCUUUCGGCGAAUAGAUAGAGUAUAUAAAGGUUCUAGAAAGCUGUAGGUUGUACCAUUUGAAGAAACUUUGCUGAACAUAUCAAAGUCGUGCAAUGAAAUGGUAUCGCUCUAUGAUUUUUUCAAGAUUAAAAGAGUAGGGUGUGUCUAAAAAAACGGUUUUUUGCUCAUAACUUUUUUAAUAGAAGCUUUACAAGUUUGAUGUGUUCUAAACACUUUCUCAACACAACAAAACGCAUCUUUUUUUCGAAGAUUGUGCAUGGCUAUCUUAUUGUCUUUUGGAGCUAGGAGCAUUAUCGUGUAAAAAAUUAUCAAUUUUUGAGCUGCUAUAUCUCAAAUUGGGGCAAACGAAAAAAUCUGCUUUUUGCUGCAUAAACUAGGUUGUAACACGAGUCUGAGAUACAGAAAAAACUGGAGAUGCGUUUUUUGUUUAACUCGAGAUUUUUAAUUUUGAACAUUUUAUAUUUUUAAGUUUUUUUCAAACAAAAAAGCACGUAUAAAAAUUUUGUGUUUUAAUGUUCAUUGAAAUAACAUUCUGUUGGUCGAAUGAGAUUAUUUAUGAUUUAUUUUUUACUUUUCUCAAAUAUUCCCUUUUUUAAUAUUGUAGCUAAAAAUACUUUUUUAUAUAAAAAAAUGCAUAUUCUUUCAACAAUAAUGUUCAAGAUGUUAAAUUCAAACAUUUUUCAAAAUACCGCGCGCAGCUUCAGGUAGUUAAAAUUCUUUGACCAUGAAUUUUAGCUUCUCUACAUUGCCUACAACUGAACUCAAGUCAACUUAAAAAAAGAUUAUAACAAGAACAAAAUGUUUUAUUUCGUAAGUUGAAUUUCAAGUUACGAACACGCCAAGAAUGAUAAUUAAUUCCUAAUGUGUAGGAAGCUUUUAAAAACACCUCCAUGGAUCGUAUGUACGCAUGUAACGGGGAAAAACCAUAACAAUAAUUACUAGGAUUUUACUCAUCGAUAAGUUGUGGUUCGUUCAGCCUUUCCCAGAUGUUUUACUAAUGUAAAAUUUUUGAGAACAUGAGUCGGUCAAAUUGUUAGUUUCUUUUGUAAUCAGCCAUGGUAAAGGUAAGUUCGCUUUUGGUAUUGACAAAGAAAUUCUUGAACAAACAACAUGUUGAACAUGACUUAUUAUCUCAUCUUCCAUAUUCAAACUUCUCUCUGCGUUAACACACGGGUUUCAUUUUUAAAAAGAAAUUUGAUUGGUCUACAUAAUGUAAUUGAAGAGGGAUAGCAAUUGUUCCCUUCUAAAAAGUUCAUCUGACGGUUUUCAAAGUGCUGAGCUUUAGUUAAGUCACUCCGACAAAGAAACGCCAAACCUUCCUCUGGCGCAUACGGAUCUACCGUGGGUUGUACAGACGCUUGCGAUGGUGCAUCUGGUGAUUUUUCCAGAGAGUUGACUUUUCGCCUUACAUUUCAGGUAAUUUUCUUCUUGCGAUUAAAAGUUUGAAAAAACACUGUAUGGAACUUCCAUUUCGGUUAAUCGAAUAUAUAUGUCUAAUAUCAAACUCGCCAAACAUGACAUACUGAAUAGCACGCCUGUGCUUUCUGGGGCCAUUCUCUGCACAAAAGCAGAAAAUUUUCAUCAACUUUUAAAGCCAGUAAAAUAUAGGGUGUUAGAGGAGGUUUUGAUAUUUUUCUUUGAAAAAACUUAAAAAUAUAAAAUGUUCAAAAUUAAAAAUCUCGAGUUAAACAAAAAACGCAUCUCCAGUUUUUUCUGUAUCUAAUACUCGUGUUACAACCUAGUUUAUGCAGCAAAAAGCAGAUUUUUUUGUUUGCCCCAAUUUGAGAUAUAGCAGCUCAAAAAUUGAUAAUUUUUUACACGAUAAUGCUCCUAGCUCCAAAAGACAAUAAGAUAGCCAUGCACAAUCUUGGAGAAAAAGAUGCGUUUUGUUGUGUGAGAAAGUGUUUAGAACACAUCAAACUUGUAGAGCUUCUAUUAAAAAAGUUAUGAGCAAAAAACCGUUUUUUUAGACACGCCCUACUCUUUUAAUCUUGAAAAAAAUCAUAGAGCGAUACCAUUUCAUUGCACGACUUUGAUAUGUUCAGCAAAGUUUCUUCAAAUGGUACAACCUACAGCUUUCUAGAACCUUUAUAUACUCUAUCUAUUCGCCGAAAGAAAUUAGUAUCGCGAAUUUCCACGGUAUUGACACGUCCUAAUAACUCACCUUUUAAAAAGAAAGCGCUUAUGAUAUAAAGUAACUUUGUAGAACAAAUGAUUUGUCUAAAACGCACCGAUUUUGUGUUAUUAAUUUUGUCUCGCUAAAUGUUUGAUCUGGACCACUGUGCAGUGUCAUGAAGUUGGUUUAAAAAGUUCAAUUUAGUAACGGGGAAAUAAAGAACCAAACAUUAUUCUAAGUCGAAGCUAGAUUUAAGGUCGUUUAGGAUAUGCAAUAAAAAUUGAAUAAAUUUGUAGGUA
This is a messenger RNA of Uranotaenia lowii, 5019 nucleotides long. Its product is annotated as facilitated trehalose transporter Tret1-like. The record is from RefSeq and is a predicted model, not a curated record. NCBI's taxonomy places the organism in Eukaryota, Metazoa, Arthropoda, Insecta, Diptera, Culicidae. Gene Ontology annotation, biological process: transmembrane transport. Gene Ontology annotation, molecular function: transmembrane transporter activity. Gene Ontology annotation, cellular component: membrane. Bases 681 to 2249 code for a protein of 522 amino acids. The transcript has 5 exons.